Molecule: messenger RNA, 723 nt
Organism: Eufriesea mexicana
Lineage: Eukaryota; Metazoa; Arthropoda; Insecta; Hymenoptera; Apidae
Gene: amrt
Product: TM2 domain-containing protein 2 amaretto
Exons: 3
Coding region: 84-644 (186 amino acids)
Source: RefSeq, a predicted model, not a curated record
GACAAUUGAAAAUGCACUUUAUCGGUGCGUCCUGGUAAACUUUAAACAACAAAAGUGCAUUUAAACAUGUCAAACACAGCAAAAUGAGGUUACAACACUCGGUUCUGUUUCUGGUUUGUCUUUUGUGGAACUUAUUAAUAUGUUCGACAAUUGCAUUAAUAAAUAAUACAACAGACUUUCAACAAGAAUACAGGCCUGAAGGUCCGUUAGUAAUGUGUAAAUUUUUGCCGAAAGAAUUUAUAGAAUGUGAAGAACCAAUUGAUCACAAGGGUAAUAAAACUGCCAAAGAAGAAACUGGAUUUGGUUGUGUAAAGUUUGGAGGUUCUAAAUAUGAAGACGUUGAGAAAACUAAAGUAUCAUGUACUGUGUUACCUUUUAUUGAAUGUUAUGGACCUAGAACAUUUACUCGUGAAGGAAUUCCUUGUAUAAAAUACAAUGACCAUUAUUUUGCUACUACUCUUCUGUAUAGUAUUCUAUUAGGUUUCUUGGGUAUGGAUCGUUUUUGUUUAGGACAAACUGGUACUGCUGUUGGCAAAUUAUUAACAUUAGGAGGAGUAGGAGUAUGGUGGAUUUUUGAUGUAAUUCUAUUAGUCACAAGUUCUUUACAACCUGAAGAUGGCAGUAACUGGAAUCCUUAUGUAUAGCAUGACAGACACAAAAAACUAAUUUAAAAGAUGUAAAAUAAGAUCAAGUGUUUUAUAUGCUACUCUUUUAAAAUCAAUA